AUGAAUAUUGGGAGUGUCAGCUCGAGGAAAUAUCGCUAAACUAGGAAAAAUUCGUCGGCACGGAUUCUCUCCGGCCGAGUUGUGCUUCUCGGCAGACACAGAGUUCGGUAAUAUUUUCGGGCGAUUUUUAAAUACUUUAAAUUUCAAGUAUUCAAAAUAUUAUUUAAUGUUGUGGAUUCUGUUCAGCUUAGAUGGAACAACAUUUCAAAUAUAAUAAUGAUAACAAUAACAUUUCGACGAGCGGAGAAUAUUUUCAUUUUGACGAUUUAAAUAAAAUACUUUCAUUUUGAUUAUCUGAAAGAUUAAAUAUAUAAGAUGAAGUAUUUUAUUUUAAUAAUCUAUAAGAAUAAAAUAAGAAAUAUAUAUAACAUAAAUAAAAUAAAAGAAUAGGAUAAAAUGAAAUAAAUCUCGCUUGAAGCAUUUAGCAUCAUCCCAUAAAUAAUGCGCUUUUUUUUCAUUCUUUGACGUAAAUCGAAUUUCUAUCGUUGCGGUAUUAAGAGGAAUUUAGAUAAGAAUAAGUUUUAAAUAUACUGGUGGUAAAAAGUAUUUCGAAUAAUGUUUUCGUUAAAUGUUUCCUUUUCUUGCGUUGUUUUAAAACUCUUGGAAACGGUAGUAUUUAUGGAAUGAUCUAAUAUUUCUUGUCUUAGUAAUGAUCCAAAUAAAAAGUUCUUGCAUUCAAUUAAUAUGACACAUAGAAAAAUUACUACAAUUUUCAGUACGCAGUAUAUAAAAAGAGAUUAGCAAAUGUUAGCAAUAAUUUAUAGUCAUAAAUAUAUUGAAUCAUUAUUUUUAGCAAUAAUAUUUAAAACAAAGAAAAGAAAUAUUAAAAUAUUUUUAAUAAAAUGCUAUUUUAAAGACUUAUUGUGUUAAAUAAAAUAUUUCAUUUUCAAACUUUAUACGCAUACCUUUAAAUAAAUAGGAUUAUUUACUAUUUACUAUUUACAUUGUAUUUUGCCCAGCUCUGCAUAUUUAAGUAUAUGCAGUGAAGUAGAUAAUAUACCUCAAAAUAAAUAGAAUUAUUUACUAUUUAAAUAGUAUUUUACUUAGUUCUUUCAUUCAGAUGUAUGAAGAAAUUAAAUUAAAAACAGAAAAUGUAUACAAAAUUAAUUUGAAAUUUUAGAAAUUUUGGUCAAAGAAAUUUCUUCGUUCGAAGCUUGCUUUUCGAGAAAACGGAAUUCGAAAAUCUCUUCGUUUGAUUUUGGUUUCAGUAUCAACUGAGUAUGAGUAAAUUCAUUAAGGGAAACGAAACAUAAGUGAAUAUUAAACAUAUUAAAAAACUGCUUCUGUUAAUAUUUAUCUAAGCGUGAAGAUAAAAUUAAGAAAAAGCUAAUUAAAUUAACACUUGUAGCGCCAGAUCUGUUUUAAAAGGCGUAAUAUGUGGACUGACACUAAAGCCCAAAUGCGUUUUCAUAUACAUAUACAUUUCUGCAGAAAAAAAUUCUCAGGAACCGCGCGUUUUCCAUUUUCUCGUUUCCAUUUUCCAAAAAAGUCAAGCUGUUUUAAUAUUUACAUUUCUUUAAUCGUUUUAAUAUUUAUCUUCUCAAUUUUAAACAAAUUGUAACUAAUAUAUUUGAAAUCACUAAGAUUUCCUACACAGAAAAUUAGCUGGUUAAUAGAAUGGUAAAGAUUUUUAUUUUGAAAGUGCCAUUUUCAGAGUUUCAAACUGAUAUGAAGUGUAUUAUGUAAUAAAAUUUCGUGAGAUAAGAGCUAUAUCUUUUAUUAUUGAAAUAGUAAUAUUCGAUAGUGCUCAGAUAAUGAUUUCUUAAAUAAUAAUAAUUCCAAUAAAUAUAGAGGAUAGUAGCUCAGAUUUUUUAAAUAAUAAUAAUUCCAAUAAAUAUAGAGGAUUUCAUUUCAACUAAACUUCUAGAGGACGCAGUUUGUAGAAAGUUAAAAAAUACUAAUGGAGGAAAGAUAAAUUUGUUAAAAAUAUGUCGGAUGCGAUUUUUGAGGAUUGAACCAUAUAAAAUGUUCUAUAAAACAUCAAUGAAUGAGGAUGCACUAUUCAAAAGUCUGAAUUUACUAUCGCGUCGAGGGAGGCCAAGAAACUUUAAUAAUAUUGAAUUGACACUACUGUACAAAAAUACCAACACUAAAAUAAAAACCAACACUAAUCGCAACACUAAAAUACAACGAUAUAAUGGACUUAUUACACUAUAUACCACUUACUACGCUAUAAUUAUUUCCUGCAUACGCAAAUUGGGGAAGAAUGGAUUAUAA
Messenger RNA from Heterotrigona itama, 2217 nucleotides. NCBI's taxonomy places the organism in Eukaryota, Metazoa, Arthropoda, Insecta, Hymenoptera, Apidae. The record is from the annotation of a GenBank genome assembly.